UAAAAACAGAGCCGUGAAGGAGCUGGGUACUAGGACGAACCAAUGACAAGCCCUAUUCAUCCUCUACCCCGCCCACCCUCGCCGGAGGUCAAAAGCCGUGGUCAGUUGCUUUGUAUCCUGUGCCGUGAGCCGAAAGGCUUCAGGUGGGCCGUGGUUGUUGCGCUCGCCCACUCGCUGCCCACAUGGCCCUGAGAGGCGUCUACGCGCGGCUACUGAGCCGCGGACCCGACCUGCGCGUCCUUCGCUCAUGGAGCUCAGCGGCGGCGCAGACGGAGAAGGGCGGGAAGACGCAGAGCCAAACAGCCAAGUCCUUGCGGCCAGAGUUUGACUGGAGAGACCCACUAUUGUUGGAGGAGCAGCUGACAGCAGAUGAGAUCCUCAUCAGGGACAGCUUCCGCACCUACUGCCAGGAGCGCCUCAUGCCCCGCAUCCUGCUGGCCAAUCGCAACGAAGUUUUUCACCGGGAGGUCAUCUCAGAGAUGGGGGAGCUUGGUGUGCUGGGCUCCACUAUCAAAGGGUAUGGCUGUGCUGGAGUCUCAUCUGUGGCCUUUGGGCUUCUGGCCCGAGAGCUGGAGAGGGUGGACAGUGGCUACAGAUCAGCGAUGAGUGUCCAGUCCUCCCUUGUCAUGUACCCUAUCUACGCAUACGGCAGUGAGGAGCAGCAGCAGAAGUACCUGCCCCGGCUGGCCAAGGGGGAGCUCCUGGGCUGCUUCGGGCUCACAGAACCCAACCAUGGGAGUGACCCUGGCAGCAUGGAGACCAGAGCCCGCCACAACCCAUCCAGCAGGAGCUACACCCUCAAUGGGACCAAGACCUGGAUCACCAACUCGCCUGUGGCUGACUUGUUUGUAGUGUGGGCUCGGUGUGAAGAUGGUUGCAUUCGGGGCUUCCUGCUAGAGAAGGGGAUGCGGGGCCUCUCGGCCCCCAAGAUCGAGGGCAAGUUCUCUCUGCGGGCCUCAGCCACGGGUAUGGUUAUCAUGGAUGAUGUGGAGGUGCCAGAGGAGAAUGUGCUGCCCAAGGCAUCUGGUCUGUCGGGUCCCUUUGGCUGCCUAAACAAUGCCCGCUACGGCAUCACCUGGGGCGUGCUUGGAGCCGCCGAGUUCUGCUUGCACACGGCCCGGCAGUACACCCUGGACAGGAUCCAGUUUGGUGUCCCACUGGCCAAGAACCAACUGAUUCAGAAGAAGCUGGCAGACAUGCUCACUGAGAUCACACUGGGCCUUCAAGCCUGUCUGCGACUUGGCCGCUUGAAGGAUCAAGACAAGGCCACCCCAGAAAUGGUCUCCUUGCUAAAGAGAAAUAACUGUGGGAAGGCCCUGGACAUUGCCCGCCAGGCCCGAGACAUGCUCGGGGGGAAUGGGAUUUCUGACGAGUAUCACGUGAUCCGGCAUGUCAUGAACCUGGAGUCUGUGAACACUUACGAAGGCACUCAUGAUAUUCAUGCUCUGAUACUCGGAAGGGCGAUCACAGGGAUCCAGGCGUUCAUGGCCAGCAAGUGAACACACUUCACCCGGGAGCCUGGGUGGUACCAAGCUCCUUCCCAGGGAGAUGCUGUGCUCUGAGCUGAGCCAGAGAGGUGGCAGAUGGAGCCAAUUCUUAUGGUGGGAAGUGAGAGACACUGAUUUUUAAAUAUCAAAAUUUCCCUUUUGAAGUCAUUCAAAUGUGUUCCUUAAAAAGAAGAGGGGACUCUCUGUACUGAGUUUCUCAAGCCACUUUUCACUAUGGAUGGGAACAGACUCACUAACCUUGGAACAGAAGCUUCUCUUGACAGGGUAUCAGGGAGAGGGAACGAGAGUGACACGGAGGCAACUUGUGAGACCCACCUGGUGUCUGCCUAAGCAAACUACCCCCCCAAUACACACCCCAAGAGUUCACUGUGCGCCCUCUGACCCUCUCAUGUGGGGUAAGUGCCUUAUGCUGGACGUUGGAGCAGAGCAAAGGGGAAGGAGAGAUAAUAAAGUCUGCAUGCUUGA
This is a messenger RNA of Camelus dromedarius (Arabian camel), 1973 nucleotides long. RefSeq names its product glutaryl-CoA dehydrogenase (gene GCDH). Gene Ontology annotation, cellular component: mitochondrial inner membrane. NCBI's taxonomy places the organism in Eukaryota, Metazoa, Chordata, Mammalia, Artiodactyla, Camelidae. Gene Ontology annotation, biological process: fatty acid beta-oxidation using acyl-CoA dehydrogenase; fatty-acyl-CoA biosynthetic process. The record is from RefSeq and is a predicted model, not a curated record. The transcript is spliced from 12 exons. Gene Ontology annotation, molecular function: glutaryl-CoA dehydrogenase activity; flavin adenine dinucleotide binding; fatty-acyl-CoA binding. The coding region runs from base 183 to 1499 and encodes 438 amino acids.